This is a messenger RNA of Nezara viridula (southern green stink bug), 518 nucleotides long. Lineage: Eukaryota; Metazoa; Arthropoda; Insecta; Hemiptera; Pentatomidae. The record is from the annotation of a GenBank genome assembly.
AUGGAGGGAAUUAGUCAGCAACAACGUCAGCAGGGAACUCCGGCAUUCCUCGGCCAUGACGUAGGCUCCCCGGAUACAGAGAGCAACACUAAUAUGUUGAGGAGCUUACUUCUUUCUAAGCAAGAAGUAGCUUUGCUUUGCCUAGUAGAUGAAUGGAUCAAAGAAAUUUGGACAGGGAUCCACCAAAAGAUCCAUAAGCCACAAAGCGGGAGCGAAGUCAGUGUCCUCGGCCGAUGGCUGGCUAAUAAAGCCCCAAGAUUGAUGGAGCUCGCUAGUGAUAAGGCCUCAGCCUCGAGGAUGGAGUAUCGCCUCUCCAUUGUCUACUCAGCUAUUAGUCUUCUUAAUGGCUACCUGAGAGCAAAGCCAACUACCAAACAUAUAGUCCCGAUUUCUGCUUGUUCCAAAAACGUUUGCUCCACAGAUAUUGAUUCAUCCAUUCUAUAGAACAAUAGCCUAUAGUAGCUAUACAGAGUAAAGAAAAUAAUAGGCAGCAUUUACCUAUUAAGGUCACCCGGCGA